UCAGAUUCGUAUAUAAAUGAAGUAGGCUGCGACUGUCUCCCUUUUAUAACCUCAAAAAUGCGCGAGAACUAUCACACUCUGAUGGCGAUUUGAGCUUAUUUUAUUAUUUAAUUGGUGUUAAAGUGAACGGAUUAUCGCCAUGCCAUCAAAGAAAAGGAAAUACAAUGCAAGGUUCCCUGCGGGGCGAAUUAAGAAGAUUAUGCAGACAGACGAGGAAGUGGGGAAAGUAGCCCAGGCCGUGCCAAUUAUAAUACCUCGCACCCUCGAGCUAUUUGUGGAGUCACUACUCACGAAGGCGAAACAAGUGACCAUGGCGCGGAACGCGAAGACGCUCAGCCCGUCGCACGUGAAGCAGUGCAUCUUGGCAGAGUCCAGGUUCGACUUUCUCAGGGAUUUGGUAAAAAAUAUUCCAGACGUGUCGGCAGCGGAAGAGAAGGAGAUGGUUAGUGCCGAAAGUUCGCCUAACUCAUCAAGGUUUUCAGAUAUGACAGUCCCACCUCGUAGGAUAGUUAGAGAAGAUUCAAGUAGCUCUAGUGGUUCCGACUUCAAAGUCCAACAAAUCCAGUCCCAAAGGGAGACGAUUCGAGCACUGUCAUCGGAAACGGAACUCCCAAACCGAACGCCAAAGACAGAACCGCCCACAGCAACUGUGGUGUCCUCAGAAGCUGCUAUAGACCUAACCAAGAAGACAGACGAAAAACCAGUUAGGACCGCGAAUUUCUACCAAGAAACCCUAUUGAUAGAUGAAGUGCAGCACAAGAGUGUGAUCACAGCCAACCCGACGUACAUCCCGCAACCUUCAACGAGUUACAACUUAACCCCCCUACAACCAGUUCCAAGAAUAGAGGUGGCUGUACCAAAGCAACAACCUAUGUUCUAUGUAGACUUACAGCACAAUAAUAAUCACCCGGAGCCCGCGCCCAGAACGCCCGUCACUCCGAUAUUAAAUAUAGACUUUUCAAAAAACAUCGCCAAGCCAGAAAUAAAGGUUUUGGACACAGCGGUGGCUAAAAUAGUGGGGGUCUCAAAGCCAGAAGUUCAUAAGAAUUCAAUGAAACACUUACCGAGACAGAAUUCGAAGCCUAAGGAAAUAAAGAAGGUAGAAAUCAAGCCAGUUACGCAAACACCCAUAAAUAUAGACCAUUUAAAUUCUGGCAACUUACAAAUAGACGAAGAUUACGACACUUGACUUUGUCCGUUGUUGUUUGUUUGUUUUUGUGUUUCGUAUUUAGAUGUUUGUGAGGGACCGUUAUUGAAAGCAAUGAACUGUUUUGUGUUGUUUUAGUGCAUCAGUGUUACUGUAGACUGUAGAGUAUAUUGAGAUGUUUCACGCGAGAGUUAAUUGUAAAUCUUUGAACAAAAUGUUAUGAAUGAAACUAUUGAUUAAGUAAACGCUAUUACACUGUUAAGAUUGUAGUAAAGAAUAUUCUCACGACUGUAAUCCCUGAUAGGGUAGUCAGAGUCAUUUGUCAACUAUUAUCGUUGUGGUGAACGUAUCAUUCGACAUGCGAACUGUCCAUCGCCGUCUUCUGAUUGGGUGGUUUGUUAAUAGUGUUUUCUACCAUUUAAAGGUUAAUCCGAUGCUUUUAAAUGACACCCAGAAGUCAUUUGUAUCAACCACAAAUAGACUCGUGACUUUUGUCUGUAAAUUGAGAUACCCUUAAACCACGACGCUUUCUUAAACUCUAGUUAUAUAUUAUUAUUACUUAUUUAUUUACUUACAAUUACAAUCGUAAUGUAUUAAUCUUUUAGAAAAUUCCGCCAUUUGCAGUAAUAUAGCUAUUAUAUAUAUAUAUAUAUAUAUAUAUAUAUAUAUAUAUAUAUAUAUAUAUAUAUAUAUAUAUAUACAGGGUGAGAUUGAUACGAAUAGUAAUAUGUAUUUAAAAAUAUUAAAUAUAUAACAAUCAAACAUAUGUUUGUGAAUAUUUUUUUGUUUACUGACAUGUACUGACAGAAUAAUUUGAGAAUUAUUUAAUAUAUAAUGAAAAUUUUGUCAUUUUUAUAAAAAUAUAACGAGCCUGGUUGGUUGAUUAAAAUUAUUAUGUUUUAUUCUGCAACUGGCAACACUCGAAGAUUGAUUACUACUAUGCAAACUUUUCAGGCCAAUUAAUAGACCUAUAUAUAUUUGCAAUUAUGGCACCGUUCGGUUAACAUUAAUCUGCGAACAGCGAUCUAUUAAUUUGCCUGAAAGAACCUCGUUUAGAGAUGCAGCACGUAUCGCAAAACGUGCGUGGGCGAAAUAGAGGUCGGAGAUUGAUGACUAAUACGGGAGGUUCUAGAACUUUUAGUAACCAUAAUAGUAAUUAAUCUUCCGAAUGUUGGCAGUGGUACGCAUACUAAUGGUAGCGGAAUUAAACAAAAUAAUUCUAAUCAACAAUCCAGUGAUGUAGACUUCGCAAAAUACCACCUAGUUCAUUAAAAUAUAAAGAGACAUCUGUUAUGUAAUUUUAGUAGUAUAAUAUUUUAAAUAGCGCUUAUGACUUGAUCGUUUGCUACGUCGUAUAACUGUUAUUUAGUGAUUUCAUUUCUAUAAUCAAUGUCAAACUAAUUGGCAUUGACGUUCCACCAUCUUUAAUUCGGUUUUGUGUUGCAAAUGUUGAAUACGAAAUUAAUUUUGUUUCAUAAAAACCGUGCAGAAUUGUAAAAAAAAGUUACGUAACGCCUUAUUUGAAUUCUCCUUCCGCCCCUGCACGCAUAAUUAAACCCUAACGGAUCGUAACGUUUUACAACUCCUUUCACCCCCUUUCUUUCAUAUGAGAAUUGUAAUACAAAUUGAAGAGAUAAACACUACUAUAGUUAAAGUAAGGUUAUGACACGUUUUGUGAACAAGGAUAGGUAUAUCUUUCUAUCUCACCCUGUAUUCAAUUUUGAUCUGGUGCUUAGGCUAGUCUAUCUUGACUUUUCAUUUUGCGUAGUAUUUGCCAUGUAUUAGUUUAAUUUGAAUAUUCAAUACCAUCUACUUGUUUUUUUUUUUUUAUGAUGGAACUCGGACUCCUUAGCUAGGAACCUAAUCUAUGUUUCUUACUGCAUUAUGACCAAACAAAAAAAAAAAAAAUAGAGCCACACUUUGUGUUAUAAUCGGAUAUAAUUUAGUAAACAGACUUUAACCCACAAAAUUGUCAAAAUUGAGACAAAACGUUGUAGAUACGAACUUACGUCAUUUAAUACACUAUCUCAUUUUAGUUUUAUGGGAGAAUUUUUUUUCUACUAAAUUGCUUCCGAUUUAAUAAACAUUUUUAGAAAAAAAAAGUAUUGGAUAGAUAAACCAAAAUCAUUGUCUAUAUAGACAGAAGAAUGUUAAUUUAAUGAAAACAUUGUUAAAUAAUAAUUUGAAAUUGUAAAUUGUUUUAAAAAUAUAUAUGAAAAUGUAUUAAAUAUUUGAAAUUGUAUUAAAUAAACAAUUACUAUUCAUUUCACAAUUUAUUACAUAUUCGUUAUAUAUUUAUGUGUGUGUGUGUGUUUACGUUAGACAUGCUCCUAUUGUCUGUGGUCGUUGAAUAAUAGAUAAUUAUCUUUACCUGAUAAGCUUUUAUGUUUCGCUUAAUCUGCUGUUUAAAUUUUUUCAAAUUAAAUAUUUAAGAUAUCACUUUUUGAAGCUGUAAAAAAGUCACUUGUAUGUGUGAUUUUUGAAUGGAUACGAACAUCACAUUUAAUAUUAAAAAUUAUGUAAACAAACAUUUCUGUAUGUUACCGAAUAAAAUAAGGUUAGUCAGGAGAACGAUUCUAGAUUGUCUGUCUCUAAAGUAUCUUCCUUAGUUUUAGAGAUUCAGUAACACAUUCGUUCUAAAAUUAGUCAAUUUUAGAGUUACUUUAGAGCAGGACUUUCUAAAAUUGCCCUCCAACCCACUAAGUUACUAUACAUGUACAUAGUAGUUUCUCUAUCAUAGGUAAGUAGUUUUAAAAUGGUUGAUAUACAUCUGUGGAUUGUAAUGUAUUUAGAUGUUUAAUGAAGAAUGAAAUAGUCUGAUGCACUGACUUUGCAAUGCGUAUAUUACACUAUGAAAUAUAUAUAUAUUAUCAUAUAUUGUACAAGCUGCGACCGGCUUUCUCUAACAACUCUAAAAACUUAAACGUUCCAAUUUGAUUAUCAUAUCGAAAUCUUUAUCAUAAGAUCGAUAGUACGCACAAAUUUUAUAAUGGAUCCCAUUUUUCAUAAUAAUAUUAAAACUUCCUUAUUGCACAAUAAAACCAUUAAAAUGAGAAUAUUAACACGUUCACGCCGGGGCCGAUUAUAAUUUGUUUUGCUAUUAGGCGGCGUUCAAAUUAAUAUCGCGUUUCAUCUGGCGGCGCGUGAUUAUUGCCUGUUCAGACCUGAAUACGCGUUGUUUGUUUCUCUGCAGUACAGCCAGCACUUUGCUUGAAUUGUUUUAACAAAUUACACAAAAAAACAAUAAAUAAUGAAGUUAUAAAUAAAACAAUAUUAAAUUUUUGGUAUUUAAACCGUAUUUGAUUUUUUUGUAUAAUACUCUAUUUUUAUGUUUAUGUUAUUGAACAAAAAUUAUGUUUCUGAUACAUUAUUGAUUAUAAUUAUCAUUAAAAUUAAAUGUUUAGUGCGGGUCACCGGUGACCCACGCCGCCUGAUAAGACGGUUUAGUGCGGGUCACCGGUGGCCCACGCCGCCUGAUAAGACGGUUUAGUGCGGGUCACCGGUGGCCCACGCCGCCCGAUAAGACGGUUUAGUGCGGGUCACCGGUGGCCCACGCCGCCCGAUAAGACGGUUUAGUGCGGGUCACCGGUGGCCCGCGCCGGCGUGAACGUGUUAAAAAAAUAAAUGCUUUACAAAAGGAUGUCUUAUUGCUAAAUCUCUUAAUCUUAUAAUAGAUUGAACAAUCUAAUUUCGAUUGUUUAAACUAAAUAGUUUCUAAACAGAAGUGUUUGUUUAGGGAAAAUCUUUUUUGGAAUUCAAAUUAAUUGUUCCACUUUUAAUAUAAAUUAAAAAAAAAAUACAAUAUCUUGUAUAACUUGACAAUACUCUAGGGCAAACAAUAUUUGCUUAUCCCUGCAUUUAUGACUUAACCAUAUGAUCAUAUAUAUAUGACAGUGUAGUAUUUAAGCAACGAGAGUCGAGGCGAACUAAGUAAUCGUAAGUUUAUUAUAUCGUUAAAUGUUAAUGUUAGAUAUGUUUGCACUGGUUUCUUAUUAAAUUCAUAAAAAAAAAAAGAAAUUAUAUUCAACUUAGGAUGUGUUAUGUAUUAUUAGAAUGGUAUGUAAAACACAAAGUAUCCUAAUAUGAGAACCAGAUAUUCAGUGUUAUAUUGCAGCUAACAAAAAAUAAAUUCGAUUUCAAUAUUGUCUUCUUUGUGGCAUGAGAGGGAGAGGAGAAAGGGGGCAAAACACAAGAAACCCGUUAUAACUAUAAAAGAAUAAGGCAAAACUUUUUACACUAUAGGAGACAUUCCGGAAGAUAUCGAGUCUUAUAAAGACCAUGUCUGUUUAAAUCAAUUAAGGCCCUCUAGAUAGGUGGCAAGGGACAUCACUAGCGAAUCCGUGAGAUAGAAUGAGAUAGCAAUGUCGGAUGUCUUAUUCAAACUCAUGGACUCAUUAGUGAUGUCAAUUCCAUCGACGUAUUCCUUUGUCACUUGUCUAGAGUGCAAGGAAUAAUAUAGUAUUAAAGAAUUUUAUUUGUAUGACAUUCAUUUUAAAUAAUCACUUUUUAAAUGUGAAGAUUAGAUAGCCGGGCUAGUUCUGAGAUACCAUUUUUCUAUACUUAUCUCUUACUAAAUCGUAAUAUUUUAAUUUGGUAAUUUUGCGAAUUCACUAUUUUACGGAUCAUUUUGACUUCUAAGAUUGCUCUGUCAGCAAUAAGACCGCCUUAUUACAGUUAUACAACUGUAUCGUUUUGUAAUGCAAAUAAAGUAUACUCACUCACUCAUUCUGUUAUAAAAUUUGUUAAUAUUUAUCCUUACAACAAAGAUGUCGCUGUGAUACCGAAUCGUAAUUUUAUUUUAGAGAUAGGAUCAGAGAAAUGGUGCUCCAGAAUCGACCCCAUUAUUAUAAAAGCAUACCAUUAAACUAUGAUCCCUUUUAUGGGAAAAAUGCUAUUACUCCAUUAUAGACUUACUGGUGAUUAACGUUAAUACUAGAAUUAAAAAAUAAAUUUGACAUAUAUAUUAUAGUUGAAGUUGAUAUUGUUGAUUGUGUAAUAUAUUUACUAUUGUUAUUCAAUACUUCUAAUAUUCAAUUUAAUGCUUUUUGUAAGAUCAUAUAUAAUUUCAGACGCAAUAUACAUUGUUUUUUGAAUAAAUGACUAAUGUUGUACACACCAUGUGUCCCGAAAAUAUCACAAUAUUCGUGAUGAAGCUGUGUUAAUCACCAGAACAUGUAGUAUGUAAGAAAUAUCAAUUGAUUCGCCUCAACUCCCUCUAGAAGACCUGUACCUAAUUACAUUGGCCAGACAUGAGCAAAUUUGCAGAAGUACAUUAUUAGCUGUCAUUUUAUCGCCUUGGAAUUAAGGUUUCGCGCCAAAUUCACUCAUUCUGGAUAAAGUCACGUGCAAUGUGUAAUAAAAUUAUUUUCUACCGCAAACAACACAUUAUACUAGUUACAAUUUAUUAUAUUAGAUUAUAUAGAUAGAGCAUCGAGUGUUAAAAACGUGGUAAUAUUUGCCAGCGAAAUUGGCCGAGACUCAAUUUGUCACAUAUUUUUUUAAAUCAAUACAUGCCAGUUAUUCAGUUGCAAGUAAUUAGAUUAAAAAUUUCCCCAAGUCUAUUUUUGUAAUUUAAACUGGGAACUAUUUCUUUUCAUAUUAUAUAAUAAUAACUAUAUUUGCAUUGGUAACACAUUAAUAUACAUGUAUUAUUCAAAUUAUGACCAUUUUUAAUCAAAUUUUGCAUCAAUUUUUCAAUUCAUUUUAAUUUUAUAACAUAAUUUCUCCUAUAUAGUAAGUAGUAAAUGUACAAUAUGGCAACUCUGUUCACGCAAAAUGGAUAAAACAGUUGAUGUGUUAUUAAUGAUGCGUUUUGUAAGGAAACACUCUAUCUAUAUAAUCUAACCCCUUAUUCAUAAAAACUGAAACGUCUUACAAACAUAUUUUUACUGUUGCAGUUUUUCAAAAUGAGAAAUUAGUGUAAAAGAAAAGGGCAAAACACUUUAAAGGCUAAAACAGGUUUAUGUGAGACAGAGAGGUUCGAUGUUUUUAUGAAUAAGGGGCUAAAUCUAGAAUACGUGAGCGGUGAGCCGUGUAUUCCUAUAUGUGCGGUUAAAUGUGUAGUGUUUAUGUAUAAAUAUUUAAUGUUAGUGAUGGUACAAAGUUGUUUUGAGUGAUUGUGCGAGUUCACAUUUUGUAUUCAACAAAAACAUUGAAAAGAG
Galleria mellonella (greater wax moth) is the source of this 7308-nucleotide messenger RNA. RefSeq lists its product as uncharacterized. The transcript has 5 exons. Gene Ontology annotation, cellular component: nucleus; negative cofactor 2 complex. Gene Ontology annotation, biological process: transcription by RNA polymerase II; positive regulation of transcription by RNA polymerase II; negative regulation of transcription by RNA polymerase II. Bases 140 to 1189 code for a protein of 349 amino acids. The record is from RefSeq and is a predicted model, not a curated record. NCBI's taxonomy places the organism in Eukaryota, Metazoa, Arthropoda, Insecta, Lepidoptera, Pyralidae. Gene Ontology annotation, molecular function: core promoter sequence-specific DNA binding; transcription corepressor activity; protein heterodimerization activity.